CCUGUUUGUUUGGUUUUACAGUGAGAAAGUGAUUUCACUUAAGGAAAGUCCAGAAACUCUCUUAGGUUUUAGACAUUAAUGUGCAAUCUCGAAUUUCAAUGCUUCAAACAGAUUUUUAAAGUGAGAACCAAACAUAGUCCACAUUCUUUGUUUUCUUCUACAAAGUCUCCUAGUUCAAUUUCAUUCAUUCAUUCACAGACCCAGUUCCAGUUCAUGUUUCAUUCUCUUCUUUUCUCUUCUUAAAUCUGAACAUUUCAUACAUUUUCUCUCUCUCUCUCUCUCUCUCUGUAGACCAUGCCUGUUGUUACUCAACACAUCAAAUGGAGAAGACCCAGAAGCCAUUUCAGGCAAAGAAUUUCAGAAACUGAUCCAAGUCCACAGCUCUCUCCAAUAACCCAAUCCACUCGCUGCAAAUCCACCAUUUCCUCUCUCCUCUCAACUUUCUCCACCAUCUCCAAUGAAACCACUCAUGACAGUGGCCAGAACAGGAAGCAGAGGAAGAACACCACCAACAGCAACAGCAAUGGCAAUUCCUCUGCAGGAACCUUCAGAGGGCUCGGUUGCACCGCCGGUGCGUCCCAGCAGGUGUCGGUGCCGGCGGUGAUUCGAUCCUCCGCAGACUGGCAAGCAAAGAAGACCAGGAAAAAGAAGCUCAGGAAGAAUAGUGACAGAAACAACAGAACAGAGUGUCCAUGUCAUGGCUCUGCCACCUGUGUGGAUUUUCAGGAUGUUUGGUGUAGCCCCGGAAUUGGGUCUGUGGAUUGUGUUGUGGCCAGGAAGAAUGUGUCUUCAAGACUAAAACUUGAUGCAGAGAGAAUCACACACAGGGAGCGUCCAUCCUAUUUGGCAAGGCGCAUGGUAAACCCAGAAAGUAUCUCAUUUUUGGAUGAUGAUUCUGACGUUUUCCCAAUACGCCCUGCUAGAUUCUAUCGCCACAACAUUCCACAUCCUUCUGCUGAUCAUCUUGCUGAGAUAGUGAAAAUUCAAGGAAGACUGAUGGGGGGAAGAUUGAAUUCACAUGAUCAAUUUAGAGACUGGAGACUUGAUAUUGAUAACAUGUCCUAUGAGCAAUUGCUUGAGCUGGGUGAGAAAAUUGGGUAUGUGAACACGGGAGUUAAAGAAGAUGAGAUGGAACUCAAUAUAAGGAAACUUAAGCUUUUCAUUUCAAAUGAUACAUCAAAACAUCAACUAGACAGAAAGUGCACCAUUUGUCAGGAGGAGUAUGAGUCAGAUGAUGAGCUGGGGAAGUUGAAAUGUGAACACUGCUUUCACUUUCAGUGCAUAAAACAAUGGCUAGUGCUUAAAAACUUCUGCCCUGUAUGCAAGCAAGAAGUUGUGGUUCGACACUGACAGUUCUAAUUUUAUUUUUUUGCCCCUUAAGAUUAGUGUAUAGUUUUUUCAUAUGCAAUAUAAGCAUUAUUGGUUGCAUCUUUCAAAACUUAGAAGCAUUAUAUUUAUAUAUACAUGUUAUAUCUGUCCAUGGUCUCGCAAUUGGACUAUGCUUUCUUUUCGGAUUGGAUGAGGUUAUUGUCAUUUUUCACUUUCUUAAUGAAAUUGGCAUUUGAACA
Molecule: messenger RNA, 1568 nt
Organism: Lotus japonicus
Lineage: Eukaryota; Viridiplantae; Streptophyta; Magnoliopsida; Fabales; Fabaceae
Exons: 5
Coding region: 295-1350 (351 amino acids)
Molecular function (GO): ubiquitin protein ligase activity
Source: RefSeq, a predicted model, not a curated record